Molecule: messenger RNA, 1059 nt
Organism: Psilocybe cubensis
Lineage: Eukaryota; Fungi; Basidiomycota; Agaricomycetes; Agaricales; Agrocybaceae
Exons: 6
Coding region: 1-1059 (352 amino acids)
Biological process (GO): pyruvate decarboxylation to acetyl-CoA
Cellular component (GO): pyruvate dehydrogenase complex
Molecular function (GO): dihydrolipoyllysine-residue acetyltransferase activity
Source: RefSeq, a predicted model, not a curated record
AUGUGUACCGGAAAUUUACCUGUGGUGGAUUGGGAGCUACUGCCCAAAGUAGAUCAACUCAAGAGUAACGACAUCGCCCCGCCAUCAAAUUGCGCCGGUAGCAUAAAUACCCGGAAUUUGGGUGUAAGAUACCCCACUUCUGUUGCUGGCCAACGGAAACAAUCCUCGCCUAUUUCCCCAGGUUGUACCGCACCCUCGACACCUUUUCACAGCAACGCACAAAUUCGGCUCUUCAAUUCCAUGAGUGCACUCAAGUUGUCCAAAACCUCUGCAGGGCAGGCGCGCGGCGCAUUUGGGCAGGUCAAAAGGCGAUGGAUCCAUGGCUCUCUGAAAAGACAAGGCAUAUUGAUGCCUGCUAUGUCCCCUUUGAUGACGGAGGGUACAAUUACGCGCUGGAAGAAGAGGGAAGGCGAGGCUUUUGAGGCUGGAGAUGUCUUGCUGCAAAUUGAAUCAGAUCUCUAUAUGGUUGACGUUGAAGCUCAGUGUCCAGGUAUCUUGGGUAAAAUUUUGAUACCCGAUGGAACGUCUAACGUGCCGGUAGAGCAACUCAUUGCACUGGUCGCCCGAGACACGAACGAGCUCGCUGUAUUGCAAAAUCAGUCAAAUUUGCCUCUCCCUCCUGCCUUGAACUCGUUGCCUGUACCGCCCAGUACAUCAGCUUCCUCUCCUCGUCAAUCAUUCAAACCCUUGUCAUCUCCACGCACACCUACUAUGUCUUCUCGUACUCCAUCUUUGUUUGAGAUGCACACUAUGGGAUAUGGUCAACGAAAUGCACACAUAGGCGGCCCCCGCGGAACUAUACCCAAACCUCUGGAAUCACUUGGUCUCGACACAACCUCUGAAAUUCGGGUUGCCAUGUCGCCUUGUCUAACACCACAAUGGCUAGCUUCACAGACGCAAACUGAGGUGUCUUCGCCGUUUACCCCUUCCACCACGAAAUGGCCAGCAUCUGGCGGAGAUGUAGAUCAAUUUCAAACUGAGGGGGCCGCUCUCCGGAGGAUGAUUGUUUCGAAUCUUUCACAAUCCUCUAGAGGUGUUGAGAUUGAGGAUUGGCUAUGA